Molecule: messenger RNA, 608 nt
Organism: Amphimedon queenslandica
Lineage: Eukaryota; Metazoa; Porifera; Demospongiae; Haplosclerida; Niphatidae
Product: zinc finger protein 593-like
Exons: 3
Coding region: 30-527 (165 amino acids)
Molecular function (GO): zinc ion binding; nucleic acid binding
Source: RefSeq, a predicted model, not a curated record
CAUUAAUCACGUGAUUUGAUUCAAAGAAAAUGGGUCGGCUACGAAAGAAGAGAAUGCACGUCAACGACAAGUCCAUCAAAAAGAAACACAGGACAAGACGGAGGAUCAAGGAUCUGGACCAAAUAACUGAAGACAUGGAGCCGGAGAAUGCAGCGAAAAUGAGCAACCAGCCAAGAGACCAGGACCUCCCAGGGGAAGGACAGCAUUAUUGCCUACACUGCGCGCGUUACUUUAUUAACGAGGACGCAUUGAAAAAACACUUUAAAAGCAAGCUUCACAAGAGAAGGUUGACUGCUUUGAGAGAGCCGGUGUAUACUCAAAAAGAAGCCGAGAUGGCUGCCGGAAUGGGUCACUACGUCUUACCCCCUCCUCCUCUUGACGUGGGAAUGAAACAACCUGGAAUGGGAAUCAGCCCGGGCAGUAUGGGAACGAGUCUUGAGAAGAGGGUAGAGAGAAAAGACAAGAAAGAGAAUGACAUUAACGAUUUAAUUCAAGUUAGCAAACAACUAAAAACAAUGACAAUGUAAUAAAAUAAUCAACAUUAUAAUACUGCAAAUCGUUAAUAUUAAUCUGUAAAAACACUAACAAUAAAAUGAAUCAUAAAAUAA